Protopolystoma xenopodis is the source of this 597-nucleotide messenger RNA. The record is from the annotation of a GenBank genome assembly. NCBI's taxonomy places the organism in Eukaryota, Metazoa, Platyhelminthes, Monogenea, Polystomatidea, Polystomatidae.
CUUCCAAUUUUAGAAGGCUGGAGUAAUGGUGCUGCAGCCGGUGGAAUGCCGGCACCUACUUACAAUCCGUAUCCUGCACAGCCGGACUACUGUGCCGCUUGGGCUGAAUAUUACCGACGUCAGAAAAUGCAAGGAUAUGUGGACGCUACACAAUGGCAGACCCAACAGCAACCUGCGGUAGUCGCUGCCGCUCCAGUCCCACAACAGGCGGCCCCUGGGAUGCACCCAUCUCAGGCUGGAAUGCAUCAAGCUCAGGCUGGAAUGCAUCAAGCUCAGGCUGGAAUGCAUCAAGCUCAGGCUGGAAUGCAUCCAGCUCAGGCUGGAAUGCAUCAAACUCAGGCUGGAAUGCCGACCGCUCCUGUUCUUUCCGCCUAUCCAGGCCAACCCGCUGCUCCAGGGCAGGUGAGUGUUCUCGCUGACUUUGCUCUUCACUUCACUUGGGAAGGCGAGCUGAAGGGUUUCUACGACUAUACUCAGUGGCAAUGGCAAUGGCAAGCUUGGCAGCAGGCCUGGCAACAGCAGCAACAACAACCAGGACAACAGUCUGCUGCACUCGGGGCUCCUCCCACUCAGGCACCACAGCCUGCUGGCCAAUAA